AUGGUUAUAUACGGUGCAGAUCAAGUAAGCGCUUUAGUUGCAUCUGCUGGUAAUUCCACUUUAUCAGCAGGUUACGCAGGUGAAGAUGUACCAAAAACUGUGAUACCUACACAUUUUAGUCAUUUGAAUGAUAAAUCUUAUUUUGGUGAUAAUGGUCCAGAUGUUUAUAGACCUGGUUAUCAAGUAUCCAAUACAAUGAAAGAUUCUUUAGUCGAUGAUUUUGAUAAAUUUACAAACCUCCUUGAAUACACUUUUAAUGAUGAUUUACGCGUUAACACUGAAGAUCACCCUUUACUUUUAACUGAACCUGCAUGGAAUACACAAAAGCAUAGAGAGAAAUUAGCUGAAAUAGCUUUUGAGAAGUUUAAAGUACCUGGAUUUUAUAUAGCAAACGAAAGUGUCUUAUCUGCAUUCGCUGCAGGUAAAUCUACUGCAUUAAUUAUAGAUAUUGGUUCGGAUUCUACUUCAAUUACACCAAUAAUCGAUGGUUUCGUUUUAAGGAAAGGUGUCAUUAGAAAUAACAUUGGUGGUAAUCAAUUAACUAACGCUUAUUUGGAAUCUUUGGAUGAAAAUCAAAGACAAAAUGUACUAUCAAAUCUGAUCCCGCAUCAACUAAUUGAAUCAAAAACUACUGUUGAAUUGGGCCAAUCACCAAAGUUUAACCUGAGAUCUGAUACAAAUCCAACAGACUCUUGGUUAGAAUAUUCGAAGUCUAAAAUAUUGAAAGAUUGGAGAGAAGCAACUACAGCUGUUUAUGAAAAUCAUAUUUGGGACGAUCUCAAUGUAUUACAGCGUCCUAUAAAGUCUUUCGAAUUUCCAACUGGUUUUGCUGAUAACUUUACAACGUCUAGAUAUAAAGCGUCUGAAAUUUUGAUUGACUCACGUAAUUUUAAUCCAGUACAAUUUACACCGAACUCUUUUGAACCUGCUUCUAUAAAUCCUAGUGAUCCAAAAUCAAUAGCUGAAUUAAUUAAAGAGUCUAUUCAAUCAGUUGAACAUGACAGUCGAACUCAAUUACUCUCAAACGUUAUCUUAGUAGGUGGUGUAAGUUCAACGACUGGUUUAAGUGAAAGAAUUCAAGCGGAAAUAUCAAAAUUCCAUACUAAUUCAAGGGUCAAAGUUCAUUCACCUGCUAACACCGUUGAAAGGAAAUUUGCACCUUGGUUAGGUGGUUCAAUCUUAGGUAGUUUAGGAACUUUUCAUCAAUUGUGGAUAUCUCAAGAUGAAUGGAGGGAAUUUGGUCAUCCAAUUGUUAGUAUGCGUUGCAAGUAA
Molecule: messenger RNA, 1272 nt
Organism: Wallemia mellicola CBS 633.66
Lineage: Eukaryota; Fungi; Basidiomycota; Wallemiomycetes; Wallemiales; Wallemiaceae
Product: actin-related protein Arp4p
Exons: 3
Coding region: 1-1272 (423 amino acids)
Biological process (GO): regulation of transcription by RNA polymerase II
Cellular component (GO): SWI/SNF complex; NuA4 histone acetyltransferase complex
Molecular function (GO): chromatin binding
Source: RefSeq, a predicted model, not a curated record